Molecule: messenger RNA, 312 nt
Organism: Fomitopsis serialis
Lineage: Eukaryota; Fungi; Basidiomycota; Agaricomycetes; Polyporales; Fomitopsidaceae
Exons: 1
Coding region: 1-312 (103 amino acids)
Source: RefSeq, a predicted model, not a curated record
AUGGCGCAAUACUCAAUGGUCAACGGUACGGUCACGUUCCAAACAGCUACGGACAGCUGGAACACCACUGUCAACACAACCGGUUCCGAGCUCCCCCGCCCUCGACCGCGCGUCGUCCUCCGAGCUAAAGAGAAAGAGGAUCUAUGGUUCUCCGACGCCACGGCCAUGCUCAUCAUCGCCGCACUUACGCUGCUGGACCUCUACGCGACGUACUUCAAGCUGCGCUGGCGACUCUCUCGGCGACCUCAGGCUGCACAGUGCGACGUGCCCCGACCUGAGCCGCAGCCUGAGCCUCGCGAACCUGCGGAGUGA